AUGGCGUUGGGACUCUACGACAUGGGCUCCUCCAAUGGCGAUCGGCAUACUUCUAGUGCUCAGUUGGAAGCCUUCAUCCUCAUUCAAAGAGACAUGGUAAUCAUAGAGGCGCGUCUCGAUGAAAACGUUGGCGGUCUCGAAGUUAUGGACAAGUCUGGCGCAUUUGUGGCCGUUGAUCCGGAGCCAGGCACCCUCGUCGUCAAUCUUGGGGAUGUUGCUACGGCAUGGAGCAAUGGGAGGCUCCGGAAUGUGAAGCAUAGAGUGCAAAGCAAGGAAGCAACACUACGGAUAUCAAUUGCUACAUUCCUCUUGGGACCAAAGAAGGCAGAAGUGGAUACUCCAUCGGAAUUUGUUGACGCUCAAAACCCACGUCUUUAUGCCCCUUUUACCAUUGAAGAUUAUAGAAAGCUCCGAGCAUCCACAAAAUCGCAUGCUGGGAAAGCUCUUGAACUUGUACGUAUCCAGUCCUGACUUUUAAUACGAAGCAUUGCGGACUGGAGAGAUUAAUAACUUGUUGUAGACUAAUAACUAGAAAAAACAUUCAAUGGAAGAUAUGACUUCUGCAUGAUGGACCUGCAAGUUCAAAUUAGGCUGUACUUGGUUCAUCCAAAUGGACACGUACAUGUAUAACCAGGGGGUUUUGGUUUAUCGUUUUUUACUAGAUUGUUCUGACUCAUGUCAUGGCUGGAAUAUUAGCAGCAAGAAAGUGCUUCAAGUCUUGAUUUUCAGACGAGUGAAAAGCUAUAAUUUUAACGCUAUAUCUUGCAAUUACUAUGCUUCGCAACAA
Jatropha curcas is the source of this 787-nucleotide messenger RNA. Lineage: Eukaryota; Viridiplantae; Streptophyta; Magnoliopsida; Malpighiales; Euphorbiaceae. The record is from RefSeq and is a predicted model, not a curated record.